UUCUCUCCCUUCGCUCUCUCUGGCCUCUGACCCCUCAAUCUUCUUCUCCUCUCUUCUCAUUUCUCUGUAUAUAAAGUCUCCAUUCACCGUAAUUCUUAGCUUUCAAAACCCAUUAUGGUUUUCCAUUAUCCCAUCUGGGUUCUGGCUCUGGUGCUCGGUCUCGUGGCGGUUGCUCUGAAAAAAUGGUCGAGAGUCGGAGACUGGUUUCAGGCGUAUCAGCUCUUCAAGGUUCCGGAAUUCAAUGAAAACACGCAAGACAAUUAUCUGUACAGAAAGGUUUCGGUAUAUAUUAAUUCGUUGGUUGCUCUGGAAGAUUCUGAUUUCACGAACCUAUUCUCCGGGAAGAAGGCGAACGAAAUCGUUCUGGCUCUGGACCCGAAUCAGACCGUCCACGACACGUUUCUGGGGGCUAGGGUUUCGUGGACGAAUGCCCAUGCAAACAGUUGCAGGACCUUCGUGUUGAAGAUUAGGAAGAAGGACAAGCGGCGAAUUCUCCGGCCGUAUCUGCAGCACAUACACUCCGUGUUCGACGAAUUUGAGCAGAGAAAAAGGGAGGUGAGUCUCUACAUGAACGGCGCCGACGGGCGGUGGCGGUCGGUGCCGUUCUCGCACCCCUCGACGCUGGAGACGAUCGCCAUGGAUUCCGACCUCAAGAACAGAGUCAAAUCGGACUUGGAGUCGUUUCUGAAAUCGAAGCAGUACUACCACCGGUUAGGCCGCGUUUGGAAGAGAAGCUUUCUCCUCUACGGCCCCUCCGGCACAGGAAAAUCGAGCUUUGUCGCUGCAAUGGCAAAGUUCCUCUGCUACGACGUGUACGACGUCGAUUUAUCGAGAGUCUCCGACGACUCCGAUCUGAAACUGCUUCUGUUGCAGACGAGAAACAAGUCGGUUAUUGUGGUGGAAGACCUCGACCGAUUCGUGGUCGACAAAACGACGACGCUGAGCUUCUCCGGCGUUCUCAAUUUCAUGGAUGGGCUAUUGAAUUCCUGCUGCGGAGACGAGAGAGUCAUGGUUUUCACGAUGAACACCAAAGACCACAUCGAUCCAGCCAUGUUGAGACCAGGAAGAGUCGAUGUCCACAUCUACUUCCCUCUCUGCGAUUUCAACGCUUUCAAAACCCUAGCCAACAGUUAUCUGGGAGUCAAGGAUCACAAGCUUUUCCCUCAACUGGAGGAGAUUUUCCAAAGCGGCGCCACCCUCAGCCCGGCGGAGAUCGGCGAGAUCAUGAUCGUCAACCGAAGCUCCCCGAGCCGGGCUCUAAAAUCCGUCAUCACAGCUCUGCAAAUCAAUGGCGAUUCAAGGAGCCCGGCGAAAAUUGGGCAACGGAGCGCCGAUAAACCGCCUAGACCGGCGGAAGAAGCUGGCGACCAGGGCGGCGGCUUUCUUUGCCGGGAAAGUGUGCACACAGUGAGAGAGUUCCGGAAACUGUACGGCUUCUUGAGGUUGAAGAGCAGCAGAAAAUCUGGAUCGUUCGAUUUAGAUUCAAACCAAAAUGAACGAUGAUGACGACGAUCGUGAUAAUAAUUAAUAUAUAAUAUUUUGGGAGGAUUCAUUAGUACAGGAAUUAAUUUGCGUACUACUUAGAAAUUUAGAAUACAUCGAAAACAAAGCCGAAGGGCAAUUGCAUGUGACGUGAAUUCAGGCAGCAAGAUUUGGUCAUCUGAUCAUUUAUUUUUAUUACAAUUAUUAUUUCUUUGGGAUUUUUUUUU
Messenger RNA from Vitis riparia (riverbank grape), 1709 nucleotides. Its product is annotated as AAA-ATPase At2g46620. The coding region runs from base 115 to 1503 and encodes 462 amino acids. Lineage: Eukaryota; Viridiplantae; Streptophyta; Magnoliopsida; Vitales; Vitaceae. Gene Ontology annotation, molecular function: ATP hydrolysis activity; ATP binding. The record is from RefSeq and is a predicted model, not a curated record. The transcript has a single exon.